This is a messenger RNA of Knipowitschia caucasica, 483 nucleotides long. Lineage: Eukaryota; Metazoa; Chordata; Actinopteri; Gobiiformes; Gobiidae. The record is from the annotation of a GenBank genome assembly.
AUGUUGUGUUGCUCCUCUCCCCCUCCCUACUCCCUUCUCCCUCCCUCCUCUCCCCCUCCCUACUCCCUUCUCCCUCCCUCCUCUCCCCCUCCCUACUCCCUUCUCCCUCCCUCCUCUCCCCCUCCCUACUCCCUUCUCCCUCCCUCCUCUCCCCCUCCCUACUCCCUUCUCCCUCCCUCCCUCCUCUCCCCCUCCCUACUCCCUUCUCCCUCCCUCCUCUCCCCCUCCCUACUCCCUUCUCCCUCCCUACUCUCCCCCCCCUACUCCCUUCUCCCUCCCUCCUCUCCCCCUCCCUACUCCCUUCUCCCUCCCUCCUCUCCCCCUCCCUUCUCCCUCCCUCCUCUCCCCCUCCCUACUCCCUUCUCCCUCCCUCCUCUCCCCCUCCCUACUCCCUUCUCCCUCCCUCCUCUCCCCCUCCCUACUCCCUUCUCCCUCCCUCCUCACCCCCUCUAUGUCUUUCCUGCUCAUCCCCCCCUCACCUAG